GACAGAGCUCUGCUCCAUUUAUAGACUGACAGCUCAACGAUAGAGAAGAAAUGGUCUAUAUUCACAUCUGGAUCUUAAUAUUCAUCUUCCUUCCAGAAAGUAAGUUCACAUUCUGUAUUUGAUAUGUUGGAUAUAGUGUCUCUCCAUUAGGUCACAGGACAUUAUCAAUGAUUAUUUAAUUAACAUUAGUGGAUUAACUCCAAUGAGACUUUGAGAAAAAACUCUGGGCAGGCAGUGUGAGGCUUUAGCAACUGCAUUUAUAACAUUUGGGGAACAAAACAUAUAUUCAGUAAUAAUUUCACUAAGAUUAGAAGCCACAGACUAAACCAACAAUGCACAAAGUGACCCAAUGAAUGUCUCAUAACAGCUUUAAACCCACAACCAAAUUAUAACAUAGUUACGUAGAAACUAAAAACUAAAGUCCAUCAGGUUUAACAUUGAGAACGCAGAGAAAUCACUUGUGACAUGGAACCCAGACUUACAUACAUGUAUCUGCUCUCCCUGAUUGUCAUGCUGGGAUAAAGGCUAAGGACACACUACCAGCUAUGCAGUUUUGGAUUUAGCCAGGGAAGAUCCCUCCUCAAUCUUUAAUGUUUUACCCAAACUCACUGUGAGCUGAUAAGGGUUCUAGUAAUCAGAAGCAAUGGUUACUAAUGCUACCGAACCUGUGUAUAAAUUCCAGUUGGAGGAUAUUACCAUCAAUAGAAUAUACACUGCUACUGUCUUACCUUAUGAUAUAUUCUUUUUUUCUCACUGGUUUAACCCUAUUGAAACAUGCGCCAUGUUUAACUCCUGUACGCUUUUCUCUUAGUAUUUGCAAAAACUUAAAGAAAAAAAAAAAUACGCUCUCAUUUUUUAAUUCUUUGAUGUUUUCAUGUGGAUUGAUUAGUAUUUGCAGAUAAAACCAUGUACUUAUAAGAUAUCCAACUAUUUAAAUCAAACUGUUACUUUGUUUCCUAGGUAUAUUGUGUGUAGGGUGUGUAAAGUCAUGUGGAGAUAAGAGGACAGUUAUUGGCGCUGUGGGAGAAGAUGCCGUUCUUCCUGUGAAUAAGACUAGGAUUAAAGACGGAAGUUGGGUGACUGUUAAUGGUGGGAUCCAUUUUGCUACAACAAAACCAGGAGGAGAUAUAGACAUUCGAGAUAACCGAUAUGAAGGCAGACUGUAUGGAACGGCUGAUGGGUCUUUACACUUUACUAAACUAACCAGAGAAGACCAGGGAGAAUACAGAGCGACAAUACGCACAGACACAGGAAACAAACCGUGUGACCAACAGUACGAUCUCCGAGUGUUCAGUAAGUGUCCGUGA
Pelobates cultripes (western spadefoot toad) is the source of this 1307-nucleotide messenger RNA. NCBI's taxonomy places the organism in Eukaryota, Metazoa, Chordata, Amphibia, Anura, Pelobatidae. The record is from the annotation of a GenBank genome assembly.